AGAAAAAGUGCUAGUGGUAAAUUGUCCUCCUCCACAAAUUCGCUCCUUCUGUGUGUGGUUACUGUACAUUUCUGUCUCUGUAUAACUGGGAUUUAUCUCCCCCAUCUCUUCUUCUGUCUGAGAGAGAAAUGGAUAAACAAACUCCAGACUCCAAAGCAAGAAGACUAGAGAUAGGGAUCAGAGAGAGGCGGCCAGAGGAUAGAAGCAAUAACUUUUGUGUGGAGUCACUCAUUGAUGCUCUGGUAGUCCUUUAUGAUGAGUGCUGCUCCUCGAACCAGAAAAGAGAGAGGACAGUUGUAGAGUUUGUGGAAAGAGUCAAACCAGUCAUUGACAGAGUUAAAGAAUGUCGUUUGACAGCUGACGAUUUUGAAGUUUUAGAAGUGAUUGGGAGAGGAGCCUUUGGAGAAGUGAAGGUUGUGAGAUUAAAAUCAACCAAUAAAGUAUAUGCCUUAAAGGUUCUUAACAAAGCUGAGAUGCUACAGCGACAGACAACUGCUUGCUUUAAAGAAGAGCGUGAUGUGUUAGUGUUUGGUAAUAGGGACUGGAUUACUAAACUUCAUUAUGCUUUUCAAGAUAAAAAUAACCUGUAUUUUGUGAUGGAUUACUACCUUGGAGGUGAUGUCCUAACACUGCUCAGUAAAUUUGAGGACAGGCUCACGGAAGACAUGGUCAAGUUUUAUGCAUCAGAAAUGAUACUGGCCAUUCAUUCGAUUCAUGAUUUGGGCUAUGUCCAUAGAGAUAUAAAGCCUGACAAUGUUCUCAUUGGUAAAGAUGGCCACAUCAGAUUGGCAGAUUUUGGCUCAUGUUUAAAGAUGGACUCCAACAGGAAAGUCAACAGCACGACUGCUGUUGGGACUCCAGACUAUAUUAGUCCGGAAAUAUUACAAGCAAUGGAGGAUGGGCGUGGUGUCUAUGGCCCAGAGUGUGACUGGUGGUCCCUCGGGAUCUGUAUUUAUGAAAUGUUGUUCGGCGAGACUCCAUUUUAUGCCGAGUCCCUCUUACAGACGUACAGCAAGAUCAUGCAACACAAGACAUUGUUUUCCUUUCCUUCUGAUGAAGAUUCUAUUGUGGUCUCGAAAGAUGCUAAAAACCUCAUUAAAAAUCUGAUCUGUGAUGCUGAGGAGAGGUUGGGUCAAAGUGGUAUUGAUGACUUCAAGAAGCAUCCUUUCUUUGAAGGAAUAGACUGGGACAACAUUCGCUCUCAGACUCCUCCCUAUAUACCAGAAUUCACCAGCGAUACCGAUACCAGGAACUUUGAGCCUUACGAACCGGACGACCCGGGACAUGAUCCAACCCCACCUAACUUGACUGCUCUUACCCUCCACCUUCCAUUUGUUGGAUUCACCUUUACAAGUGGUAGUGCACUCUCUGACAGACCUCCACUCCCAUCACUUGUCACUAGAGAGCAAGAAACUGGAAUCAUUACACAACUCCCAUCAGGACCGAGUGAAGAAGAAGAAAGAUUAAGAGCUGAAGUUAAAAGUUUGAAGGAUGAGCUGGAUAAGAGCAGAAGGGGAACACUCUCAUCGCAAAAGGGACACGAUGAUCAAGCAUCGAAAAUGAAAACGUUGGAGAGAGCUGUCCGCUCCUUAAAAAGUGAAAAGAACUCACUAACGGAGCAGGUCUCUGACUUGAAGGAGUCGUUGGCAGCAAAAGAGAAGGAGCUCAAAGAAGGGAACAAGAGAUACAGAGAAUCACAAGAUGAACUGAACCGAAUUUCAGACAAAAUGACUGACUAUCGUUCACAAAAGCGUGAGCUAAGCAGAGCUUUGAGAGAGAAGGAAGAAGAAUAUGAUGAGAUUGCAAGUAAAGUGGACUCUUAUAGGAAAACAGCUAAGGAGAGUGAGAGGGAAAAACGUAGUUUACUGAAUGAAUUGGAUGAUGCCAAAGCAGCAGUGAGUCAAGAGAAAAGACAAAAGAAUCGACUUGAGAAAUUGAAGCAAGAAUUAGAAGAUGAGAUAUCAACCCUUAGGUCAAAGCAUAGAAGAGAUACUAGUACAGGGCAAGAUACUCAAGAGCUUCAGAAAAAUAUUGAAAAGCUGCAGGCUCAACUUCAGGAGAAAGAUAGUGAUCAUAGUGAAGCUGUCAAAUCUCUCGAGGCCAAGCAUAUAGCGGAGGUACAGAAGCUGAAGGAAUUACUAGCCACAUCUGAGAGCACCAACACUGAACUACACAAUGAGAACAAUGAUCUGCAAGUUCGUUUGACUAAAGUGCGUAACAGGACGAUAUCGGAAUUGAACGAAGGGAUGAAGGAGAAGGUUGAUAAGUAUGAGAAGGAUAAGAUCCAAUUGAGCGAAGAGAAGAGAGAGCUUUCCUUGCAAGUUGAAUCACUCACAACUAAACUGGAAGAGUCUAAGAAGAUACAGCAGCAGCAGGAAGAGGACUUAAAGGAUAUAAAGAAUCAGAAGGAGUUGCUCUCACAGUGGGAGCAUCAAAUUGCUGAAAUCGUUCAACUUGUCUCUGAUGAAAAGAACGCCCGAUCAUACUUGCAAACUGUUGCUAAAGGACUGGUUGAAGAUGUGGAGAGCCUAAGAGCCAGCUCUUCAUCCAUUGGAAAGCAAAAAGAGGUUUGGGUUGAAAGGAGGACGCUGAGAAGAGACAAACUUGAGAGAGUUGAGAUGCAGCAGAACUUUGAGAAUGAGCUGAGAGCCAAGCAAAGAGUUGAGGAAGAGCUGACGCACAUAAGAACUCAACUGGCCCACACUGAAAGCGAUGUUGUUCAACUCAAGGCACAGAUUGAGUCACUGCAGAAAGAGAAUGAGAAACUGAAUAAAGAGAAUCAAAAGUAUCGCAUGGGAUUAGGGUCACGAAAUGACAGUUUUACAACUUCAAUAUUUCACCAUCAAAGCGGGAAUCAACUUGAGACUAGCACUAGAGCUGCACCUCAAAAACCCAAGGUCAUUACUGGGACUGAGAGAGAGGGCACUCAUGAGUUAGUCGUGAGGUCAUUUGAUUCUCCCACUAAAUGUGAUGCAUGCACUAGCGUAAUGUUUGGACUAGUGAGACAAGGAAUGAUGUGCAAAAAUUGCCAGAUGAGUUGUCAUGUUCAAUGUAAAGACAAGGUCCUUGCUACCUGCCCUCUUCCACCCGGUCAAGCUAAAAUGCCUUCCGGUAUUGAUAUUCAUCACGGAGUGGGAACCGCUUGUGAAGGUUGGAUUCAAGUCCCCAAACCCGGUGGCGUUAAGAAAGGAUGGACAAGGGCUUAUGCUUUCGUUUGCGACUUCAAAAUAUUCUGCCACGAGCCUUCGAAUGAUGUACACAGUCCUGCGAAUGGUGUAUUCAAUAUAUUUGAUAUAAGGGACAUCAACUUCCGAGUAUCUAAAGUAACACGACAGGAUGUCAUCCAUGCUGGAGAAAAGCUCAUACCAACAAUAUUCAAAAUAUCAUGCACCCACCCAACCUGCAGUAGUGUUGGUAUACUAAGUGAGCUCUUGAUUCGUACUGAUAAUGAGAAUGAGAGAGACAAGUGGGUCGCUACUCUUGAUGAAUUACAGAAGGCAGCACGGCAGUUGGCAACAAAGAAGAAUCCUGUUAUAUCGUGUCAUGGAUUGUACAGUUCGCAGCAACUUCAACUCCUUAAAUCUGUCCAGUCUGCUGCCAUUGCUAAUAAUGACAGAAUACUCCUUGGAGCUGAGGAUGGACUGUAUAUGUUUGAUGUUGCUGAUGAAGGUCUCUAUCAGUGUGGGGAUAAAGACUUGAAGAGGGUCAUUCAGUUGGCAGUUUUACAAGAUGAAGAACUAGUAGUCAUACUAGCUGGUCGAAGGCCAACACUCCGCUUACUACCAACCUCUGCUCUUGACAGUGGGGAGAUGAGGAAUGUAGUAAUUGAUGUCACUGAAACCAAAGGGGCUCAUUUGUUCUGUACUGGUAACUUGGGACCAACUCAAUACAUUUGUGUGGCUAUUAAGAACAAAGUCUUGAUAUACGAACUGAGCAGAACAAAGACACGAUAUGAGAGAAAGAAGGAAUUAGUAAUAUCGGGUCAGGUCCACUCUAUGUCAAUGGUCAAUGAGAAACUGUGUAUUGGGUAUUUAUCAGGAUUCUCCGUAUUUAAUGUCUACCUUGAUCAACCAGAAAUAAAACUGGUCAAUAAUGAUGAUCUUUCUCUUGGAUUUGUUCGUAUUAACGAACUGAAUGCAAUGUGUGCCGUUGAGAUAAAUAAUGGUCAGGAAUACUUGCUUUGCUUCCAUUUGGUUGGUAUAUAUGUCACUAAUGAAGGUAGAAGGUCACGCAAACAAGAAUUACUGUGGCAUUCCACUCCAACAAGCAUUGUUCAUCGUCAGCCAUAUCUACUGGUAUUCUGUGAGAGCAAUCUUGAAGUGUACAAUGUGGAGACAUCGGAAUGGACACAAACCAUAUCCAUUAAAAAACUGCAGUCAAUAUCACCUGGUGGUACUAUUGCCUUGUGUAACAGCAGUGACUCCACUUGUACUGUCUACAUCAAGUCUGAUAGUGAUUCUUCUAGUAAUAUUCUUCAUGUUACUAGUGUUAAUCGUAGAGGUACUGUCAUUACCAAAAGCAAGAAAGUUGUUAAACCUGCUCGACCAGUGAUAUCGGGUCCUACAGAGUUUGCAUACGUUCAACACUUUGGACCUCAUCCACAACUCGAUGUUGAAACCAUGCAGAAUGCUGGAGAAGUGGCUCGUUUAAGAGGUGCUUCUAUACCUACUCUAUCAAUGAGCCAGUCUACACAAUCGCUGUCUCCUAGAAAAGACCAUCAUCAUUCCCAAAUAUUGUCUUCCCACCAUUAUAAAGCUGGUUCUAUUGAGCAUCUACCUGCAGCCUAUCAGUCAAUUGAUAAUUUAGCUGCAGAUCGUGACCGUCAUCGAUAAAUCUAAUUAUUAUUAUUAUUAUUAUUAUUAUUAUUAUUAUUAUUAUUAUUAUUAUUAUUAUUAUUAUUAUUAUUAUUAUUAUUAUUAUUAUUAUUAUUAUUAUUAUUAUUAUGAUCAUUGUAAACCUUUUCAAACUUAGUAGCUUUUAAUUAUAAAAAUUUGAUUAUUAAAAA
This is a messenger RNA of Amphimedon queenslandica, 5005 nucleotides long. RefSeq names its product serine/threonine-protein kinase MRCK beta-like. Lineage: Eukaryota; Metazoa; Porifera; Demospongiae; Haplosclerida; Niphatidae. Gene Ontology annotation, molecular function: ATP binding; protein serine/threonine kinase activity. The record is from RefSeq and is a predicted model, not a curated record. Gene Ontology annotation, biological process: peptidyl-threonine phosphorylation; actomyosin structure organization. The transcript is spliced from 44 exons. Gene Ontology annotation, cellular component: cytoplasm; cytoskeleton. Bases 129 to 4832 code for a protein of 1567 amino acids.